UAUUUAAUGUCACUCCUAAGUACUAGCUGUCAAAAAGUGCUUUUCUAGUUCUUUUCAACUUGAGUUGUCCUCUUUGUAUUACGUGAAUAAUUUCAAAACAUAACAUCCCUGAUAAAAUGCUUUUAUUACUGGAAAACCAGGCACCCCCACCUAAUUGAGAUCUCUGGCCAGGCCUUACAAAGAGUAGAACAUGCCAGAAUAUCACCAGACUACUCUCAGUUCUCCUAUCACCAAGCAAAUAUAAAAAGAGUGCUGGCUCCAUCAUUCUUCACCAAAUAAUGUGUGGAUCCAAGGAACUCCACAAUAGCAGCUGUUCCUAACUGCAAGAGUUGGUGUGCAGCUUUUGGCAAAGUCUUGAAGACAAUCCAAAGCAUAGAAAGGUGGUAUAAUCUUCCUUCCUCCUCACUCAGUACAAAAUUAUGAAAGAUAGUAUGAACUUGCAACAGUUAGUUUCAAAGGUACAUUCUUACCAGAGAAUGAUAUCUUCUAUUGCUAAAUCAUUGCCAGCUGUAGCAGAACUGAACCCUUAUGAGAUCCUUGCCUGGCUCUUGAGGUGAGAAAGAUCAUGCAUGUUCAGUCACCAAUUGCACCAGACUCCAGUAACUAAUCUCACUUGCCAGGUUAUUACUGAUAAUGGUAUGUGACAUAGGGUUGCUCAGUGAGUAGAGUUCUGUGAUGUAAUGGGAGGUUGUGACACCAACAGUUCACUAGCAUGUUUGCCAGCUUGAGAUGCUAAACCAGUCACCUCUUUCUUGUUAUAUAUGUCAGUCAUGCAGCUACAUCUCAUAUGAACUCAUGUGAACCAUGCUGUAAGAAGAGUCCUUCUUCCUACCAUGUUGCCUUCUCUUAAUAAAGGAUGUCUGAAAAGGAUUGUGAUAACGAGAGUUGCUCUGCUCUUAAUGUGCCAGAUUUCAAGAAUGCUUUGAAGGAGUUCCAGAAACUAGUUGAAAAAACAGUAACACAGAAGACAGAGGAAAGAUUAGGCUUGUAUAUUAAAGAUGAUGAUGAGAUAGACUAUGAUAAGUUCCAACAGACACUUUUUAGCCCAGAAGUUAAGGAUCAUAAUGUUAAAGCCUUUUUCAGGAAGAUUAGCAACAACCUUGAUGCAAGAACAGAAUGGUGUGAGAUUUUUGGCUAUUUCAUAGGAGAAAGUGGUGCCGUGUCUUCCCAGGUUCAAGAAGAAAACAUAGUUUUCCUUGUAUCUGAAAAACAGCAGACUACUCAUCCAGUUGUCAAGAGACGAGAUGUGAUUAAAAGCAUAGUGAAGGUGCCCCAUCUGGAUUUCACAGUAACAUCCUCUCAGAAAGGAGUGCUAACUAUUUUUAAGAACCAGAUGAGGGUUCUGGCAACCACCAAUGUUGAAGAUACUGCUUGGAUCACUGGAUGUGAUUUCCUAACUCAGAUGGAAUAUGUUGUGGCUGUAACUGAAAGGACAAUCAUCGUCUGGGACUAUAAAUCAAAAGGAAGUCAGGUAAAUAAUUGCUUUAUCAUCAAACCAAUGGAAAAUGGUCUGCUCUGUGUUUGCACGGUGACUAUGUCAGAUCACCUGGCUGAUGAUAAUAUCAUAAUGGGAGAUGAUAAGGGUUAUGUUCACCUGCUUAAAGUGACCGGUGAUCACUUCGGAUUGAAGCAAUGUAAAGGCAAAAAGGAAUCACAGGUUCAGAUUUUGGAUUCCAAAAUUUUUAACAUUGUUAAAUACAAGCUACAUGAUGACUGGGUUGUGAAAGUUAAGUAUAUUUCUGACCUAAAUUGUUUUGGAUCCUGCUCCUCAGACAGUAUUCAUUCAUUUGUUUUGGAUGACAUAAAGGGAGUAGAGGAUAGCUUACUUGUAAAGGAAUUUUCAGUCCCUAGAGGGGUGAAUGCCUUCACAUAUUGUGGAAAAGCAAAAGUCAUUGUCACUGGAGGUCAUGACAAAUUCCUUCAUUUGUGGCAUCCUUGUAUUAAUAGCAGGCCUACAGGGAAGCUAUCAGGACACCAACAUAGUGUUGUGGAAAUUGUGACAAAUGAAAAAGAUCAGUAUGUUAUCAGCCUUUCUUCUGCAAAGAUUUUUCGAGUGUGGGAUAUACAGACCCUUUCAAUGCUUCAGGUCUUUCAUGAUAAUCAAGGGAUUCCUGGAGAGUUGGAGACCCUUGCCAUGGUAUUUGACAAUGAUCGUGGCACGCUGAUCACAGGUUCAACUGUCAUUGAUAUUUAUCCCCUAACUCACAUGAUACAAGAUACAAAACAGGUUCCACAGACACAUGAGAAAAGCAUCAAUGUUCUGGCUUACAACAGGGCUUUUCACCAAAUCAUCACUAUCUGCUCUCAGUCAAUACUGAAGCAAUUCUGGAGACGAUUUGCUGACUUCCAUAGAUCCUUUUCUCUUUUAACAAAUUUCCUAGAACAUGUUGUUCUGAGCCUUAAGGAUUUCAAGUCAUACAUUCCUGAGUAUGAAGCACAGGUUGUUGUAGAGAGUCCAUUCACUUUUGUGUACAUUUCUCAUUCUUGUCUAGGAACUGUGAAAAUCUGGGAUAUUGGAAGUGGACAGAAAGUUAAAGCCUUGCCUUUGGCCCAGCACAGCAAAGAUGAGCAUGGUCUGCUGAAGCUAGUUUAUCUGAAGGCUAGUGAGAGUCAACAUGCAAUUCUUGUUUUGGAGCAGAGUGGGAAGAUGAAAAUCAUUCAGGGUAAUGAAAUUAAAAUGUGUCUAGAAGUUACAUGGGUGCUUCCUGAGGCAGUGUUGUUUCUACAAAGGAAUCCAGUUGAGUUUCUGUCACUGAAGCCUGACACCUUACAAAAACAUGAUUUUUUUCUGAAUAUUCAGCUGCCGUCUGACACCAGUACUCUGAGCAAUGAUACAGAGUGUUUUGUACCUUCUGUGGAAAUGAAGUGCUUUGAUGUUUUAAAAGUAGAAGGAUGCAGUUUGAUAACUACAGGAAGUGCAAAUGGUGCAAUAAUUUUGUGGGAUUUUGAAUCUGCUUCUGUCAGAUCCAGUAACCAUGGUGGCAUACAGAACUGCCUGAAAUGUGGUUAUGUUGCUUUUUUCCCUCAGCAAAUAAAGGAGGAGCUAUGCUGGAGGGCACGUUCUACUGAAGUGGUUGGCUUAUUUCAUGAAGAGGAGAAAAAUGUGGUAGUGACAGCAUCUGUUGAUGGUUCAGUCAGACUCUGGCAUGCCACGAAUGGAUGCUAUCUUGGUUACUUCGGACAGCCCAGGAAGUUUGAAUUACCAGAUAUCAGUCGGUUGAUUUUGCCUUGUGAUGUUAAUAGCUUUCCUAUUAUAAUUAAAAAGGAAAGCAAGCAUAUGGAAAAUAAAAAGAAAUUUGAAUAUCCUCUAAUGCCGGACAGGGACAGUAAUGCACUGACUUUGGUUUCCCUUGAUCAGAUCCACAGACAACCUUUGGAAAUUUUUGAGUCAGGAAACAGAGAAGCUGGUGCAGUAUUUGGGUCUCUUCCCAUAUAUGAGCUUGGGAAGCCAAUUGAAGAGAGCAUGCAACACAGUCUUCAGUGGAACAAAGCUGAGAUGUCCAGUCCAUCUAGAUGGACGGUGGAGACAGAGCUCAGUGGAGAACAAGAUCAAGACAAACAAACAUAAUGUCCAUCUUAAGACAAGUGGAUUAGCAGUGGAACUGCAGCACUAACAUCUCAGGAUGGCUUGUGGUCUGCUUUACAUGACUGGCUCUGGCCCUGACAUGGGAAAUGUAAUGGCGAGCUCUGGCCAGCCCACUGGAGUGAGAGCAGGAUCUCAUCAGGACACAUCAGACACAUCACACAAAGACUGCACUUGCUCUCAUUAGCAAAGAUAUGAAGACAUAUUUCCUGAAGAUAGGAAAAAUCAUGAAUAAAAUCAAUCUGAGACUGUUUUAGGUUCCAGCACGUGUGUUGCCAGUAGGGAGAAUUUAAGGCUGGCACUGUAGAGUGCCUUGUUGUCCUAGUCUGUGGCAUGUGCAGACCACAUGUUGGCUAUCAAACUACAUUUGACUGCGUUUAAUGUGUCAAAUAGGCAGACUGAGAUACUGCAGCUGAAUUGUAGCAGAUGUUUAAAUAGGAAGUCAAUCCCAUGCAUGAGAUGUCCCAAAACAUUAACUUGAUCUCUGAAAUAAAAACGUUUCUUUCACGCCUUUUUUCAUUUGUGUAGUUUGACUAUCCUUGUAAAAUUCCUCUGUGAACCACUUCAAAUUUCAGUAUGGGAUAUGGAUGUUCCAGGCUUUGUUUUUAAUGAAAGCAGUUACAGUAGUAUGCAUAUACAGAUUUAAAUUUCUAACUUUAAGCACUGAUCCUUACAGUAACCCCAAGGUUUCGCUGCAGUAACAUCUGUCCCUGGCCUCUCCCCUUGUAGUCAGUGACCUACUUCCACUCUCUCCCCACCUUCACCGGGUUAGUUGCGGGGCUAAGUCCUCGUCGCAUCCUGCAAAACUCUGUGCCGCCUUUUGGCUCCAGUAUAUUUGGUGUUUGUAAUUUUCAUGUUUGCUGUUAUGCAUACGCUGCCUUCAACUGCAGGUCACGGAUCCUCUGCUGUAAUUGAGCUGAUCUGGAGUAAUCGCUGUGAGGAACACUGGCAGAAGCGGUUUGUUCAGCAUGACUGGCAUUUCAUGGCUCCCUUGGAAAACCACUUACAGCAACAGUAUAGGCCUGACCAUUACUGUACCUUAGUGCCUUAUUCAGCUCUGUUUAGAUCUCCUUAAGUUUUUAGCUUUUUUAGUGUUUAGGUUCUUUACGUGUAGGUAUUUUAAGGAGGCAACAGACACAAAUACAUUACACUUGUUUUUUCUGCAUUUUUUUUUAUUUUAACUUCUCACUAUCAGAAAAAAAUUUCUACAUCCCAGGGUACACCCAUGACCAGACAGCCGGGAUAAAAAGAACAGAGAACAAAUGCUGAGCACUGCAACGGCCCGACAUUUGCGGGACGUUGCCCAUACGCUUCUCCAGGCGCCAACAAGCACCAUUACCGAGCGCUGCCCGAACCGAACGCCCACUCCCACCCCACA
Messenger RNA from Cygnus olor (mute swan), 4961 nucleotides. RefSeq names its product WD repeat domain 64 (gene WDR64). The record is from RefSeq and is a predicted model, not a curated record. Gene Ontology annotation, molecular function: protein binding. Lineage: Eukaryota; Metazoa; Chordata; Aves; Anseriformes; Anatidae.